AUGGCGGCCGCGGUGCGGCAAGGCCGGCUGUCGCGGCAAUCCCUAGAGCAGCACUAUCGGAGCAAGUGCGUGCAGCUGAACCCGGAGAUUAACGCCGUCUGCCACCUCGCGCGCGCGACUCCAACUCCACCACGGCUGCUACCUGCGACGCCUGUAGCUCUAGUAGGAGUAAACUCAGAAACACCUCCAGGAACAGGGGCGUCAGCUGCUGACAGUGGUGGUUCUGCUGCUGCUGCUGCUGCUGCUGCUUCUGCUGUUGAGCGGCCUCUUGAGGACCUGGUGCACGUGGCAGGGCUGCCCACAGCGUGUGGUGACGAGCAACUUGCGGCCCAGCCAGCUCCUCACACCCCUGCCUCCGCCGUUUCUCUCCUGCAAUCACUGGGUGCCGUGCCCAUCGGCAAGUCCAACGUGCCACAUCUAUCCAUGGACUUUCAGACCUUCAACAGCCUCUUCGGUGUUACCAACAACCCUAUCAACCGCUCCCUCACAACCGGGGGAAGCUCAGGAGGGUCAGCAGCAGCCGUGGCAGCAGGCAUGGUGCCCUUUGCUCUCGGCACUGACCUUGAGGGCUCUCUUCGACUGCCGGCGUCCUUCUGUGGCAUCUGUUCCCUGCGGCCCUCGCGAGACCGCUGGCCAGUGCUUGCCCCAGAUGUGCCUCUCCCAUCGCUCGCUCUCCUCUCCUCUCUGCACACGUACGGCGUCUUCACUCGCACAAUGCAGGAUCUCCUCUUCAUCAUGACAGCUGUCUUCUCUCGCCUCCCAACCCCCCUCCGCCCCUCUCUUCCUCCUCAACCACCACCUCUCUCUCCCCCUCCUCCUCUGCGUGUGGCUGUCUCCCCGCAUCUCCCCGGCUCACCUAUUGACUCCCGCAUCUCACGCCUCUUCCAAGCCCUUGCCGCAACUUCCCAACCUGCUACAGCCAGCGCUGCUGAUGCAGCUUGCUUAGAUGCUGCAAGUGCUCCUUCUGGUAGCACGUGCAGAGAGCAGCAGCAACAUCAGCAACAGCAGCAGCACCUGCCACAGCAGCACGAGAACGGGCAGCAGGUGGUGGAGUUUGUACUGAUGGAGGCUCCUCCGAGGCUGGACUUCAGAGCUCUGGACAAGGCAUCCAAGGCGUUCAUCUUUGCAGCGCAUCGCCACGCCCCUCGCCCCCAACACCCAGCCCACUCCCAAGGCCGCAAGCCCGGUGCUGGGAAGAGCAGUAAACCUGUCAUGGGUCAUGCGGGGGAGCAUUUUAGGACGACAAAGGAGGGGGAGAACGCGGAGGCGGAGAGGGAAGCGGAGAGGCAGCAGCGGUGGGAGGCGGAAGUGGCAGAGGCACGGAGGACACAGGAGCAGCAGCAAGCAGUGGUGGAGGCGUUUCUGUCGGAUAACUGCCUUGCUGCUUGGAUUCUACCAGUCGCCUCUGUCCUGCCAUUCGCCCACAACCCCCAGCACUCGCCUCUCACGAUCGAAGUGAGCAGCAACAGAAGCAGUAGCAGCAGCAAGAAGCAUCAGCAGGCAGCAGCAGCAGCAGCAGCAGCGCAGGAGACACAGCAGGUCCCGUACCCGCGUGCCCUGCGGUCGUUCACAGUGCCUCUCUCUGUCACGGGGCACCCCGUGGUCAGCAUGCCCCUUGGAUCUGUGGAUGGGCUUCCAUGCGGCAUGCAGGUGGUGGGGCACGUGGGGCAGGACAUCCCUCUGCUGCACCUCUGCUGCCGCAUUGAAGAGUACCUGCAACAGGCUGGGUUAGGUCUGAGACCAGGACUGGGUAUGGAACAAGGAGGAACAGGUGCCGCCACCAUGUGUUCCCGGCCUCCCCUCUUUGCCCGUCCAGUACACAGCUGCCUCUGA
Closterium sp. Naga37s-1 is the source of this 1833-nucleotide messenger RNA. The record is from the annotation of a GenBank genome assembly. Lineage: Eukaryota; Viridiplantae; Streptophyta; Zygnematophyceae; Desmidiales; Closteriaceae.